AUGCUGGGCCCAACAUUCUUCGCUUUGACCAUGGCGAGCGUUGUGCUGACGUCGGCGCCGCUGGCAGCCAUCAUCGUUGGCUUCCAGUACGGUGUCUACGAGGACAUUCGCUUCCGCUUCCUCGAGGCGCGCACCUUGAAGCUGACCACGUCGUCUACCUGGCGCGAUAGCGUCUACGUCUUCCCGCCCGGCUUUCGGCCCAUCUACGACUGCAAGGAACCGACGAUGGCUGUGACCUUCUUGUCCCCAUACGCGCUGGGCUUGCCCCGUGGUGCUUUGUCCGAUGCGCGGCUUCCGUUGCACCUUGCAAUCUACGAAGGCGACGUGGCAGCGACGCAGCGCAUUCUGGCCUGUCGCCCGGAUCUCGCAUCUGCCGAGGCCAUCGACGUUGCCUUCUACUGCGCCCGCUUCGAGUUGGCUUCGUCUCUCAUGGAGCUGCGCCAGCAUCUGCCGCAGCUUAGCAAGCACUUGUAUCCGUGGAAUACGACGGCCGGCAACAACAGUCCCAUCGGGCAGCACUUGCCGAUGCGGGUGGACAUGCGAUACCUUGCGCAAGGCCAUCCGCGCGCGCUCGUUUGA
Molecule: messenger RNA, 579 nt
Organism: Saprolegnia parasitica CBS 223.65
Lineage: Eukaryota; Oomycota; Saprolegniomycetes; Saprolegniales; Saprolegniaceae
Exons: 2
Coding region: 1-579 (192 amino acids)
Source: RefSeq, a predicted model, not a curated record